AUGUCGUUUAAUCGUGGAGUGAAGAGAGAUUCCUUCGGAAAUCGGGGGAAUUUCAAUCGGGGCAAUAGUGGCGGUGGCGGUGGCGGUGGCGGCAACAACAACCGACUCAAUAAUAUGUGCAACAGCGGCAUGGGAAAUAAUAUGGGCGGAGGGAUGAGCGGGAGUGGUAUGGGCGGCAUGAAUCCUUGGGAAAGUGGUAUGAUGCCUGGCAGAGGUAUCCUACCUACACCGAACAACAAUCUCUCUUUGGCGUCACCACAAGCACAGCUAGCGAUUGCCAGCAAUCUCCUAACAAACUUACUCCGUAGCCAGCAGGAAGUGCAACCUCAGGUACCAUCUCUCAUGAGCCUUGGAAAUAAUUUUUCCGGACCAGGACCGAACUAUUCUAAUCAACAGAGCUUUUCCUCGGGACGGUUUAAUGAUCGACCGGCGCGACAUAAUCUGAAAAAUCAACGUCAGCAGCCAUACAACAAGAUGGGCAAUCGCGCCCGAGACGGCCCUGCUGGGCGACGUGGUCCGUCCGCACAACAAUCUCGUGCACCCCAGUCCGGCAGUCAACGUAUGAACGGAAACCAAAUCCAACAUCGCAACGAUAAGUCUUCUAAACCAAUUCCUGCCUCUAAACAAAAUCAGACUGCCAAAAAGGAACAGCAGGACGUUAAGACCUCUGAUAGCGAAAAAGCAGAGCCGCCUGUUCCGAAAAGUGAGGACGUGGAGGAAACCGAGGAUAAGAAACGCGAGUGGAAGGAUGAGAAGGAUACGGAGGAAGUUAUGAUGAAAGUGGAUGAAAGUGAAAAAACAGCGGAUGCUGAUGUGAGCAUGGAAAAGUCCGCUACGGAAGAGACACCGAAAGAGGCAAACACGUCUGCGACCGAGAAAGACGGGAAAACAACCGGCAAGAAAUCGGAGGCUAGACACGCCGAGAGUCGUUACGCCGAAGUUCCGAUGAGCCACAUGUUUUGUCACAUCUGCAACAAGCAUAUGUGGGACGGAUAUUCCUUUGAGAAUCAUUUGCGCGGACGCGCACAUCAACUGAUGAUGGAGAAGUUGGACGAAUCUUACAAACUCAAGGUCGACCUGAUGCGACACGAACUACGUGUUGCCGAGGAGCAACGCGAACUCAGCUUGAAUAACUCGAAACGACGUGGCAAAAAAGUCUCCGUAGACUUUAACGUUAGGGAGUACUGUACGAUGUGCGACUUGAACUUCUACGGGACUCUGUCUACACACAGAAAGAGUGAGAAACAUCAACAGCUAAAGACCUUCUUGCACCCUCGAUGUUUCCCUUGUUUGAAAGAAUUUCCAUCUCGCAUCGAAUACGACGAGCACUGUUUAACACCCGCUCACAUGAAGAAUGCUGUUCAGUGUGAAGAGCAACGGAAAAACAAGAAGAAAGAAAAAUUGGCGAAAGGAGAAGCUGAAGUCCGCAGCGCAGAAGACGAGGAGAAAGAUGUUUGGCAUGAUACGAAGAAUGAGAAGGAAGAUGAUGCCGCAGAACAAGAAUAUAUCACGGAUAUCACAGAAAAUAUGAAUGAAACUAAAUUCAAGAUUCCGUCUUAUAAGUAUUGCCGUCAGAAGCAGAUAGGUGUUGGUAAAUCGAUGAUCAAGGAAGUGCAAGGUUUUUACUGCGAGCGUUGCCGGCGGUUUAUGCUUUUGGCGGACGAUAUGAAUGCUCACCUACGCAGUAUCACUCACUAUCGAAAUUUCUUGGCGGAUGUGAAAUCGUUAACGUCAAACGCUGCGGCUGCAGAGUCGAAGGAAACCGAACAAAGUGAGAGUGAGAAAAAUACCGCCCAAGCAUCGGAGGAAUACGACAGAAAUUGGAAACGUCGCAGGACUUCCCAUGAGGAGGAUGAGAAUAACGACAAGCCAAAGGAGCCGCAAGAAAGCACUACAGAUAACGCGAGCACGCCGAAGAAGUCUGAUGGAGAGGAGAAGUACGACCCGUUGGAAGCUGAUGCUGAAUCUGAGGAUGACGAGGUAAAUCGCGAAGCAGAACCGGACGUAAAUGAAACAACGCAAAACACUUCCAACGGACAAGAGAAAAAAGCGCCGAUCGACGAGAUGUGGGCAGACGCAGAUAACGACAACGAUGCCGAAAUGGGUAAUCUGAUCGACGAGACAGAUGAGAAAGAUCACACAGAUCAGAAGUCCGUGCAGAAGAUUGAACGUAAUCUCAAUCCGGUAAAGAUGUCCCGAGGACGCGGGUAUAUACGCGGUCGCGGCGGCCCGCGUGCCAGGAGAUCUCGACGAUAAAUUGACAUGGUCCGUUCUGCAAAAGCACGAAAGUAUGAAGAGGCGGGGAAAAUGCGUCAGAGCCGGUAAAAGCUAGAUGGACAUUUUCCGCGCUGCUACAAGUCCUAAUGAUAACGCAAAAUACAUAUAGAGCAUGCGAAUAUUUCUAUUAUCGAAAUAUAUUUAGACACGUGUAAUAUUAUAUAUGGUAUAUUAUAUUCACGUGGAUUACAUGUGUAGCAUAAACUUUAACUUAUAAGCGACCUAUCUUACUCGUAUCAUAUAACAAAAAAAAAACACAAAGAAAAAAAUAAGAUGUCAUCGAGGUCACCUUAAGCCCACUUCUACAAUAG
Molecule: messenger RNA, 2588 nt
Organism: Odontomachus brunneus
Lineage: Eukaryota; Metazoa; Arthropoda; Insecta; Hymenoptera; Formicidae
Gene: Pep
Product: zinc finger protein on ecdysone puffs
Exons: 9
Coding region: 1-2256 (751 amino acids)
Cellular component (GO): nucleus
Source: RefSeq, a predicted model, not a curated record